AGAGAACACGGAGACAGAGAGAGAAGGAUACACACAGUGUUGGAGAGAUAGAGUCAUACAGAUAGAAAGAGCACAGAGAGAUAGAGAGAGAGAGAGAGGGUGAGGGAGGGAGAGAGACAUACAGAGAGAGAGGGAGAGAGAGAGAGAGCGGAGAGAGAGAGAGAGAGAGAGGGGGAGGGAGGGAGAGAGAAACUCAUACAGAGAGAAAGAUAUAGAGAAAAAGAGAGAGAGAGAGAGAGAGAAAGGGAGGGAGAGUGCGAGAAAUACAUACAGUGUUGGAGAGAUAAAGUGAGAGACUCAUACAGAGUGUGAAAGAGAGAAUAGAGGGAAUAGAGAUAUAGGAAGAGUCACUGGGGGCCAGUAAAAGCUGGAGAAAGUGAGAGAGAGAGAGAGAGAGAGAGAGAGAGAAAAAGAGAGAGAGAGAGUGAAGUGUGUGUGAUCAACAGCAGAGGACGACCGAGCUUUCAUGCCUGAGAGAGAGAGAGAGAAACGCUGUCAGUGAGUAAGACAGGGAAUAGAGAGUAGGUAGAGCGAGAGAUAGAGAAAGAACGAGAGAGAGAGAGAGAGAGAGAGAGAGAGCGGGCGAGAGAGCAUGUGAAUGCACUCAUUCUGACUCUGGAUGUUUGUAUCAGCCGCCUCUCUGCUGGACGCUCCAAUGAUCACCCACAGACAGCCGGACCCCACCAACACACACACACAGGUGAGAAGUUCUGAGUGUGGUGCUCUGUGAGGUGUGGGUUCUGCGUGAUGCUGUUCAGCAGGGAUGCAGUUCGUCUCUCUCCGCACCCCUCGUUCUCUCCAGCAGCCCAUGUGACCUAGUGCGCCCCCUCAGGCCUGGGGUUUAGUACCCCAUGAAUCCCAGCCCAGACCGCGGCAAAGAGUGCCUGCCCCCGAAAAAGCGGGAGUCCAGACAGGGUUCGUCUGAACAGCGCCCUCUGGAGGACGAUUUUAAACACCCGGCACCAAUCCGAAGCUGGCGGCUGCAAGUGUCUGAGGGCCGGGAAAGUGGUGGAGACUCGCGGUUUGACAAAGAUCCUCUGCUGCCCCCUCCACCUCCUCCUCCCCCGCUGCCUCCACUUCCCUUGCCACUGCCAUGGCACGUGCCCUACCCGUCCUCCAUCCAUCACCCAUUCUUGCCCGGUCAGGCGGGAGAACGACGUGGGCCAGGGUCGCCAUCCUGGAGAGACAGUGGAGCCGAACCCCCUCCGAUUCCUCAUCACUCCCGCUGGCUUCGGGGCGACAUCUCUACUUUGGGUUUGCAACAACCAAUCUCUGUGCCUACCUUCAAGAGUGCUUAUGCAGUCGAGUCCAGGGAUAUGUGGCCCUACUUUGGGCACACGAGACGAGAAUACAGUCCAUCUCUCUUUUCUUCCCACCAUCCCUUCCCUCAACCUUCAGUGUACACCCCUGAUCUUCUCCCAGACAGCAGGCUCAGGUACACAAGCAGGAGGCCCAACGGUCUGGACGGCCAUGGCAGUAGAUCAGAAUCUAGCGCAAGGCUAGCUUCUGGCGGAGACUGUGGAAACGAUAGCCGUUCCAGACCGGUUGGUUCCUCCCAUUCCAAUGGCCGGAAGAGGCAUCAAGAAGAUCCAGCAGGGCGUAGUACAGGAAGGAGUUCCCUGUCCCAGGAGGGUCCUAAUGCACAUUCCUUCCUACAAGAACUAGACAGGGACCCUGGAACUCUAGGAAUGCCCAAACCUCCUAACCCCCACGCUUACACCUCAGAUUCACGGACAGGAAAGGCAUCGACUCCUCACGAACCUCCCAGUGGAAGUGCCUCCCAGACAGGAGCUCAGAUCUACUACUCCUUGGGGUCCCUGUACCCCUCCGCUCACCAGAACCCUCAGGCAAUUGCCAAUCUUAGUCCCUCAGGUCCCCCUCCUUCUCCUUUGAGGAACUCCCAGCACUCCCCACACUCUCAGCACAACAACCACGGGACCGAUCAGGAGCGGGAGCUCUCGCCAGGAUCUUACCGUCCUUCGGUUUCAAUCCUCAGUGGCCCCGACCCACCUCCAAGCGCAGUCCUACCUCAUUUCGCCAAGGGUUCUCUAAUCGAGUUGGCCGGCGGGCGUCUGAAGAGGGUGGAAGAGCUGCGGACGGAGGACUUUCUGCACAGCGCUGACACUUCACCUGAGUUCCACCUGAGUACCUGCACCAUCCUGCUCAUUUCGCCUGGACCCACCAACGGCUUCAACCAUCUGCAGGUUCUGCUUGCCGACCGCAACACUCAGGAAUUGCUGACGGUUCUGGAGGAGUACCCGUUCUUCGUCAGGGACCGCGGCUGGUCCUCCUGCAGCCCCCAGCGCAGCGCCCAGCUCUAUGGCCUGCCCUGCCGCCAGCUCAGCGCCGGCGACGUCUGCCUGGCACUGACCCCCACGCCCACCUCGGCCCCGCCCACCUCAAACCGCCCCCACCAGUCCCGGGCGCAGCACAGGCACGGCCGAGCCGCCGCGGGGUCGGAGGUCAGACCGCACGGGUCCGAACGAAUGCCGCCGCCCACCGGACCUCCUCUUCCUCCGUCCGCCCAGGCCCCGCCUCCUGACUCGCGGGGACAGGAGAAGCCACGCCCCCGCAAGAGACGAUGGUCCGCCCCCGAGCUGCAGGCCGGAGCCGGGACCCGUCCGGAUUUACCUCAAGACUGCAAGCGAGUGAGACAGCAGUGAAGCUGCGUUCACAUUACAGCAUCCGAAAGCGGUGCAAAUCCAGGUUUUUGGCAAAAAAUGAGAAUUUAUUGGAUGCAAAUCAGAUUUAAGCUAACAUACAUUUGAGCCACUUUAGCUGUGUUCAUAUUAAAGCAUCAGAAAGUGGUGCAAAUCCAGGUUUUUGGCUAAAAAUUAGAUUUUUCUGGCUAAAAAUCGGAUCUAAGCUAAUCAACAUUGAGCCACUUUAGCUGCGUUCAUAUUAAAGCAUCCGAAAGCAGUGCAAAUCCAGGUUUUUGGCUAAAAAUGUGAAUUUAUUGGAUGCAAAUCAGAUUUAAGCUAAUGUACAUUUGAGCCACUUUAGCUGCGUUCAUAUUAAAGCUUCCGAAAGCAGUGCAAAUCCGCGUUAUUGGCUAAAAAUUGGAUCUAAGCAAUACAGAAUUGAGCCACUUUAGCUGUGUUCACAUUACAGCAUCAGAAAGCAGUGCAAAUCCAGGUUUUUAGCAAAAUAAAUUCAAUUUAUUGAAUGCAAAUUAGAUCUAAUAUAAUCAGAUCACAUUAUAGCAACUGAAUGUGGUGCAAAUGCAGGUUUUUGGUUAAAAAUCAGAUCUAAUCUAAUCAGAUUUGAGCACUUUAGCUGCGUUCGUAUUGCGGCAUUCGAUAGUGGUGCAAAUCCAGGUUUUUGGCAAAUAAUGUGAUUUUUUUGGCUAAAAACUGGAUCUAAUCUAAUCAUAUCUGAGCCACUUUACCUGUGUUCACAUUAUAGCAACUGAAAGUGGUGCAAAUCCAGGUUUUUGGCAAAAAUUAGAUUUCAUUGCAUGCAGAUUAGAUCUGAUCUGCAUGCAAUGAAAUCUACUUUUUGCCAAAAACUAGGGCUCAACUACAAUUUGUCAAACACAUUUUGCCAACACAGAUAAUUAUCAUUAUUAUUAUUAUUAUUAUUAUUAUUAUUAUUAUUAUUUAGACCACCUUUUUACAAACAAAUCUUAAACUUAAUAAUAAUGUUAUGUAAUGUUGAGGCAAUUAAUUUGCUAUAGUUUACGAUACAAUUCAUUAUUUUUUGUUUUUAUUUUAUUUGUUUUGUAAGUUAAAAAACAAACAUUCAGGAAAACAGUUCAGUGACGAUGGUUAUUAUUGUAUUAAAUCAUAAUAAAUGUGAACAGGAAAAAUCUGGAUUAAGCCGAAUUCAGGUCUGUAAUGUGAACGCAGCGCUCUACAACAAAUCCUCAACAAUCCCUCAACACACAACCACCACCACAACCUCCGCCCAUCGAUCGGACCGAAGCCUCCGCCCAUCGCUCGGAGCCUCGGCUGGGCGGAGUCUAACUCAGACUGGAUCAUACUGAAGACCUCAUGGUUCCUCUGGAAGAGGCGUGGCCUGGAGAACUGACCGGCCUCCAUUCUGUCUGUCGUCUUAUUGGAUAACACGGGUGUGGAGGGGAGGCGGGGUUACGCUAGUGAAGCCCAAAAUGCACAGCGCCAUCGUCGAGUCGAGUCGAGUCGAGUCUGUAUGUGAGACAAUCAGAUAAUCACCUGUCUAUCUCGCCACGCGGUAAAACUGUCUGUUAUAGUAACGGUCGUUCCAUGCCUACUGACAGUGUUUCUUUCUUCAGGGUAAAUCUUUUCAAUCAGUAUUAUAACUAAAUAAUAUUGAAUGGAAAACAAUGUGCAUAUAUAUAAAUAUAUGUAUAUGCAUAUGUAUAUAUAUAUUCAGUACCAGUUCAAAGUUUAAAAACACCUUAAAUUCAAACUCUGUAUUCUAGAUUAAUACGAAUGUCAUCCAAACAAUCCAAUCACCUGGAAUUCAGGCUUUCAGUUAACAGUUGUGCUGAACUCAUCAAGAGUUAAUUACUUGAAUUUCUUGCCUCUUAAUGUGUUAUAUAAAAAAAAAAUUAUGAUGAUAAAACUGGCAUUAAUGAGGGCCACCCCAGGAAAGAAAAGAAGAGCGAGAGUUUCCUCUGCUGUAAAGGAUUAGUUUAUUAGAGUUACCAGCCUCUAAAUACUUAAAUACUAAAUAGCACCUAAAUGCUUCUUCACAGAGUAUUUUGGUUUGUUUAACAUUGUUUUUAAGUUACUACAUGAUGCCGUAUGUGUUCUUUCAUAAUCUGAUAGAUCACUAUUAUUUAUCUAUAAUGUAGGAUAAUAAAAAUAAAAAUAAAAACAUUGAAUAAUAAGAAGGUGUGUCCAAACGCUUUAAACAUUUUAAACUUUUGACUGGUACUGUAUGUGUAUACAUAUGUAUUACAUUACCUACAGGAUGUCUCAAAAGUAAGGAAACUAGGGUUUCACCAAAAUUAAGUUAUAAUGUUUUCAAAUAGUUACUGAAACAAAGUUAUGUUGAUGUUUACGUUAAAAUGAAGCACAGCAUUGUUUUUCUGUUAUAAUUCUCCACCAGAUUGAUACGUCACACGCCUACCUUUCUAUAAAAAAAAAAAUUCAAGAUGGCCGCCAUGUCAUUGACUUUAACAUUGGCAUUACCUAUGAAAGUUUAUAAAUGGUUCCUUACUUUUGAGACACCCUGUGCACCAUAUAUAUAUAUACAUGCAUAUAUUUAUAUAUAUGAAAAUAUCUUAUUACAGGUGUUAUAUGAACAUGUUAUAUAUAAAUAUAUAUAUAUAAAUAUAAAUAUAAAAAAGGUUAUAAACUUUAUGGUAACUUUCGUAAAUGCAGUUUUAUUUUCACGCUUCUGAACUGAGCUCGGCCUUCAGUCUGGCAGGCGAGGUGAAUGUAUCAGCAACCUUUAGCCAAGCUUUCCACUGUGGGGUCAACAUGCUAAUUUAACUUAGCAUUACGCUCCAAUGUGUUCUUACAAAGGGAAAAGACACUAAAGAACGUGAGCGAGAGACGAAGGCAGCCGGCGGUCCCGGGCGUCCCCCAGGGGGCGCUGUUUUCCCGCCAGUCGUCCGCGGCGCAGCGAGCGAAGAAGCGUUUUAACGGUGCUAAAAACAUAUUGGAAAGUGAUGCUUUGUGAGUGCAAUUGACCUCGCAAUGUGCUUUCGUUCCCUAAAAACCCCGAAACCCUCCUUUUUUAUUAUGUUUCUGUACGAUCGAGAGCAGGGAAGAAAUAUAAAAAAGACUACGGAAAGUAUUUUGAACUCAGAUACGGGUAUCUAUUAUUGAUCAAGCACACUCUCUCACUUUAGAGUCUCUUUUUUUUCUGUUUAUUUUUUUGUCGUUGUUAAUUUUUUUUUCCAAAAAAAAGAAAACGAGAAUGUUAUUUUUUUUUCCUUUGUAAAUGUAUAGCUAUAAAAUUGUAUAUUUUUAAAAUUGUGAGACUGUAAUACAGUGUUCGCUAGAAAUAAAAUAAAAUAAAAGAACGCUUUAUAGAUUUA
Messenger RNA from Astyanax mexicanus (Mexican tetra), 5971 nucleotides. RefSeq names its product ataxin-1-like. The coding region runs from base 852 to 2663 and encodes 603 amino acids. Lineage: Eukaryota; Metazoa; Chordata; Actinopteri; Characiformes; Acestrorhamphidae. The record is from RefSeq and is a predicted model, not a curated record. The transcript is spliced from 3 exons. Gene Ontology annotation, cellular component: nucleus. Gene Ontology annotation, biological process: nervous system development; negative regulation of transcription by RNA polymerase II. Gene Ontology annotation, molecular function: RNA binding; protein binding.